GACGGAGCAAGAGGUAAGACGGAGGCUUUGUGUGGUUUACGUCAGACACUUGGCUGAGUCUUGUAACUCUGUUACACAAAAUUACUGGGAACAUGAUCUAUCUGGAUGAUUGUCUGUCUGCUGUCCCCCCUGGAAACCAAAGUGACCCUUCAGGUGGAAAGAAGUGAGGCUGUAGCUGAAGGGUUUUCAGUGUGUGCCCAGCAACGUGAGGACUUUGGGGGAUUUUAGAGGGCCUCCAGCACAGCCAACAUGGUGGUAUCAAGUGCUUCAGAGCUCCUCUUUAUCUCUGUCAAUCAAAGCAUCACUUUAAUGGGGAAGGUAUGGCUCAUCGUGAUGGUUUUCCUCCGUAUCCUGAUCCUCUUCUUUGCCGGUUUCCCUCUCUACCAGGAUGAGCAGGAGAGAUUUGUGUGCAACACUAUUCAGCCAGGCUGCGUCAAUGUUUGCUACGAUCUUUUUUCUCCUAUUUCGCUCUUCCGUUUUUGGCUGGUGCAGCUCAUCACUUUGUCUCUCCCCUACAUCCUAUUUGUCAUCUAUGUGAUCCAUAAGGUUUCGAAUACUCUCUGGGUGGCCCAUAACUCUUCAGAACAUGGCAACGCUUCCCAGCUGUUUGAGGUUCCCCAGGAGCCGCUCAAUAAGAAAUCUUCGGUCAAGGAGAGAGGCACGGCUCAGUGCUUUUCUGGAGCCUACAUCGUCCAUCUGUUGUUCAGGACGUUGCUGGAAGCAGGGUUUGGGGCAGCUCACUACUACCUGUUCGGUUUCUACAUCCCCAGAAGGUUUCUGUGCCACCACGCUCCGUGCACUACCCAGGUGGACUGUUACAUCUCCAGGCCCACCGAGAAGACUGUGAUGCUCAACUUCAUGCUCGGAGUGGCUGCAUUUUCUCUUCUACUCAACAUUUUGGAUUUUUUGUGCGCCGUGAAACGUUCAGUGAAAAAAAAGAGAAAAAAGAAGAUGAUGGUGGAGAAACUAUUUGAAGAAGAACACUGUUUGGCCUCCACAGGGACUGCCACCGACGCCGCUCUUGUUCAACCAGGUCUUAAGGAACAGUCUGAAAAAAUAAGGAAUUUUAGGAAGAGGUGUGGCAGCAAGGAAUCUUGUGGAGGAGGAACACUCAAUUUGAGUCAGGAGACUCAACCCCCGGAGCGUUGCGUCCAUCCACGUUCUCCCGGAUCUCCAAACUGCAAUGGGAGCAACAUUUAUUCAGUUCAUGAAGGUGAACCUCUUGAGAGGAAUGGCAGUGAGGUGGCUCUCUGCCCCCAAGAAACCACAGGGACUCCAAGACCCAUCCGGGUUAACAAACGCAGCAGACUCAAACCUCCACCUCCACCCAGACGGGACCUUGAGUUUCCAACCGGAGGGCCACCAGCCCCGACAGGAGAUGCUUCCACAGCAAAUGGUGUCUGUUCAAGGAGCAUGGGCCAGUAUACUCUGAUUGAACUGAGCGAUGCUGUAGACUCAAAAAACAAUGGAGAUGGACAGGAGAAAUUAUCAGAGUGGGUAUGACUCAAUGUUUUUUUCCUUUUUUUUUUCUAGUAACUUUGCCACAAAGAUUUGAGUUAAUAACUGUGGCAGAAAUAAAAUGCAGCUAUUGGCUACAGGGUGCUGAGUCUCCUUCAAUGCCCACUACCUCAUUUUACAGACUUACCAUGUGUCUCAAACUGAUGAUUCUAUUUACUGUUUAUUAAUCCUCCUAACAUGCAACAGCUUUUUUCUUAGCUUUUGCAUGUGACGCAAAGUUUUUAAAUUUCUACCAGCUCUCUAACCAGUAAAGGAUAAUGUGACAUUUUGAACAAAUGGAUACUUGCAAAAGUCUAAAAGAGUGCGCCCCACCUGUUUCUUUCAUGUUGACUUGACCCCUUGUUCCACCAACACCUUGUUCACAAACAAAGGCAGGCCUUGACCUGUCCUGAGUACACAAACCCCCACCGCAGUCGUUUUAAAUGAUACCAGUGCAGAUAUCACCACUCUUUCUUUUGUGCGUGGAUGUGUGUCAGUAGGGUCAGCUUGGCCAUGGUCUGCCCCUGGCCCUGAUGUCAGAAGGUCUGAAUGAAAGGCAGUAAUCUCACUAAGGUGCUUGUUACCAGGCCCAUAAGGGAAUAAGAUUCCUCCACAGAAGUCAAGGACACAAAGAAGUCCCCUAAAGCUGUCACAGGAUCACAAAGUAAUUAUGUUCCCCCAUAGGGGCUCUGUAUUUGUGUGUACAGCUUGUCACUCUAUUUUAAGGCCUCAAAGAGCUUAAGAGAAAUACAAACUUUAACACACUAUGGCACUGGAAAUAGUGUUCAGCGUAGAAGACCUCUCGCUGUUGCCCUGCAGGAUAUCUGCACUCUGCUUUAGUUUCACGUUUAUCAAAUAUCAGAUCAAUAUUUGCCUGAGACUGCAUCCUACUGAGACACAUGUCCAUUACAAACAGUACAAUUGAGGUUUUUCCUGGCUGAUAUUUUGAAGCCAGUGUAACCUGACAACCGGAAGAUUUGGAAAUCUAUGUAAUCAUUUUGGAAAAUGCAUGACACUACCACAAUAAAUCAAUAUCACUCUUUUGUCAAUGAGGAGCCAAAGGGGUUGGUCUCUGUGUAAAUAGAUAGCUCUUGAUCUUCAUCCUCUUGUGGUCUUUUUGAAGAAGACAACAAAGGCCCCCCACACCCAUAAUUUACCAUGCCAAAGACUGUUGCAUCCUCCUUAUCAUCUGGCCAACAACAAAGAGUUUCCACCAGGUCAAAGUUGGGACGGUAUACGUUUUUUCAAUUGGUCUUAACAAAGCUGCUCAUACUUAAAAAAAUGUAUAAGUCUGGGAUGACAUUAAUUCAAAGCAAAACUGAAAUCAUGAUAUUGUUUUUUCAAA
This is a messenger RNA of Menidia menidia (Atlantic silverside), 2842 nucleotides long. Lineage: Eukaryota; Metazoa; Chordata; Actinopteri; Atheriniformes; Atherinopsidae. The record is from the annotation of a GenBank genome assembly.